AUCGAAAUCAUUUUCACUGAACUCAAGAAUUAGAACAAGAUGACGUCUCCAAAGUUGGUCUUAUAUCUGACGUGUUUGUUCUUGGGAAAAAUCGCUCUGACGACUAAUCGGAAAAUAUCUUCAAGUGUUCAACAAGAGAAACGUUUUAUAUCUGCUAAUGUUGGAGAAAAUGUGACUUUGCCAUGCUACAUUGAAGACUGUGAUACAGAUUGGCUUUACUGGUUCAAACUAACUUUGGGACAGAAACCGAGGAUCAUCUCUACCGCCUAUAAGUAUAACGCAAAACCCACUUUUUAUCAUGAAUUCAACAAUUCACGCUUCACACUUGAUCACGGAAAAAGUACAAAUCACUUGACAAUUUUAAAUUUGCACAUUUCAGACUCAGCUACUUACUACUGUGCAUUUGCCGUUCAAUAUGUGUUGAAUUUUGCAGAAGGCAUUACAAUCAGUGUCAAAGGUUCAGGUUUGAACAUCCUACCUUCGGUCCAUCAGUCAACAUCUGAGAUCAUCCAGUCAGGAGACUCUGUGACUCUGAACUGUACAGUACACACUGGCAGCUGUGAUGGAGAACACAGUCUUUACUGGUUCAAACACUCUGAGGACUCUCCAGGACUCCUUUACACCCGUGGAGGCAGGAAUGAUCAGUGUGAGAGGAAACCCAACACACAAACACACACCUGUGAAUACAUCCUGCCAAUGGAGAGCCUGAAUCCUUCUCAUGCUGGGACCUACUACUGUGCUGUUGCCUCAUGUGGACACAUACUGUUUGGAAAUGGGACCAAACUGGACUUUGAAGAUGAGGUUGACUCUCUUGUGUAUUUCUUAAGUGGAGCUUUAGCAUUCAACUCCAUUCUGGUCGUUUUACUGGCUUUCUUAGUGUACACGAUGAAAAAGAUUAACAGCUGCCAAUCAACAGAGUCUGAAGCAAGAUUAUCAACUCCCUUUACAGCAAAUGCAGAGGUGAAAUGUAUCUCAAUAAGUUCAAUUUUUAUCGAUUACAUUUUUACUUCUAUUCAAUAUCUUUAUCCAUUUAUAUUUAUUUUGUCACCAGGGGUACCGCGAUGCAAACUGCCUCCAUUAUGCUGCUUUAAGUGUCAAUGUGCCCAGCAGAUCAAGACGACAGAGGAACAUCAACAACGAUGAAUGUGUGUACUCUGGUGUUCAGCUGUAGACCUACUACACAUUACUUGUGUUGAUUUAAAAUAAGAUUCAGUCAUCUUUCAAAUGUAAAAUAGAAUUAGAAGUAGAUUAAGAGAUAAAUGUAUUUUCCUAGUGGUCUGUGCUACAAAAUUGCAGCCAUAUAUUCCUAAUUUAGUUCAAAUUUGGUACCAAUUUGUAGAUGAUGUUAGACUUUUUUUUAAGUUUCCUUAACCUUAGCCAAAAUAACUUGUCAUAACAUAUCUUUUUUAAAUCAUCUUUUAGUUUCAUGUAUUCAUAUUUUGUAGAAAACUAAAAUGUUGUGCUUUAUAUGCUUUUUUCUGUCCAUUGUAUGUCAUGUCAUGAUCAAAAAGGGCUAAUUUAUUAAAUGGACUCUUUCAUCUUGAGAAAAUAUCUUAUAUGCAUAUGUGUUCACUUCCUCAUAUGGCGAUAUCUCUUUUUUUGACAAUCUUCAGACCUCUUUUUAUAUAUUUUUAGCUUGUUCAAUACUAUGACAAAAUAAAAAAGGGUAUGCUUUUCACAAAAGUGUGGAGAUCAGAUUUUACUUUACUGAUCUAUACUCCUAUGGACAUUUAAGAUAGAGUAUGGCAUUAAGACUAAAUAGUUUGGUUAUGCAGCAGAUUGACCGACGAAGUAUGAACUAAAGAAAAGGACUUAAAUACAAUCUAAUCAAACCAACCCACUCUCUUCAGUCUGCGUACAAAUGACACGACUUUACACAUUGGAAAUGCGUGCAAUAGAUACGCAGAAGUCCGAUUUUGCGUUCAUAUGAUACGCUAACCAUUCCCAUUGCAACCCUGUCUCCUAAAAAUUACAUUCCCACAGAACUAAACUGCAUUCUCAAUUACGUUUAGCUAGAAACUUGUU
Messenger RNA from Gymnodraco acuticeps, 2025 nucleotides. RefSeq lists its product as uncharacterized. Gene Ontology annotation, biological process: response to bacterium. The record is from RefSeq and is a predicted model, not a curated record. The coding region runs from base 40 to 1143 and encodes 367 amino acids. NCBI's taxonomy places the organism in Eukaryota, Metazoa, Chordata, Actinopteri, Perciformes, Bathydraconidae. The transcript is spliced from 4 exons.